AUGCCCGACGAAACAUGUGCCUUCUGCCUUGGCGACAACACCGAGGUGCCACCUUUUGGCACGUUGAAAGACGCCCAGAACAUGCUUCUACCAUGCUCCACAUGCAGUUUGGUCUCCCACCGCAAAUGUCUUGUUGACUGGUUCAACAGCAUCCCGGUGGCGCAAAUCUCGCGGAACUACAAUCCCGACGAUUCCGACGCGGGCGACAGCCUGAUUACCGAUACCUUUCCUCGAGCCCCAGAUGCACAGCCUUGGGUGUUUGAAAACGACGUCGACGCCGAGCAAAAUGUGUUUGACGUAUCGCUCCGAUCGCGCUGGUUCACGGUCCUUGGCCAGUACAGCUCCGGGACUGCCAGUCCGACCGGCCUUGGCACAGACCACGCAAAUCACGGCGAGAAUCCAUUCAUGGACCCGGACCGCGUGUUUCUCUCGGCACCCUGCCCGCAGUGCAAGUCCAAAAUCACGUUCCAGGUCCGGAGACUGCCGCUCUUGACGUUGAAUCGGGUGAUCCGCAAUACGAUUUCCGACACCGUACAGUACUCCGGAAUUCUCGCCGGUCUCACGGGUGCCGCUACAGGCAUCGUCACAAUGGGCUACGUAGGCCUUGCGCGUUGUGGCGUGUCGAUCAUCGACGCCAUCGUACCUGUCUCUCUCAUUUCCCCGCUUUUCAGGCGGAACCCCCUGGCACUGGACCGCUUGCGGCCACAGUCGCUACUGGAUCUGUUGAACGGCCAGCUGGGCUCUGGAAAGUCAUCCUUUCUAGCUCACCAACUCAAAUUCCAGCAUAUUCCGCUACUUCCUGUGAUGCUCUAUCGCAUGCGCUUCCUGCUGCUUCUAGAUUGCAUUUUCCGGAAGAAUCCUACUGCACUGAUGACAGAGUGGAUCAGCGAGUUGCUUCUUUGCAACUAUAUCUCGUCUUUGGGCAAUCACACGUUGGUGAAGCAAGUGUAUCAGAAUUUCAAGACUCUCGUGGCAAAAUCAGCAACAACCAGAUCAUCGCUUCCACAGCUCGGGCUUCUUUUCAAGGAUGUAAACUGGUGGGACCCCGCAGUCAUGGUCGCAGCAACCAUCCCUGCCCGAUGGCUCUACGAUUUCAUUUACAAAUUCACAGUAAACAGGCUCCAUUUCGAUCUCAACGCAUCUGUGCGUCCCAGAGAAACCGCCAAUUCUUUGGACCCGCUGCAGUUAAGCGAGUUAGAGGAUUUAGAGACGCAAAUCACUGGUCUCCUGUAUUGCAUUUCCCAACGAGUGAAGCAUGCUCGUGGCAAAAACCACUCCUUUGGAAGCUAUUCCCGUUUACUCAAAGAAUUCGCUCGGCUCCUUCGAGACAGGACAGCUUUCAAGUAUUUCCAUUUGAAGGUGCUUUACUGGUAUUAUAAACUGAAGGCAUGCAUGCAGCAUGACUACUCCUCAACGCUUCUAUACAGACUGGCUAUUGUAACAGGAGUGACUACGGUGUUGUGGCCGUUCAUCUCGGUUGAUAUAGGGAAGCUUAUCUACGGGCUUUGUAUUCUGAGAAUAUCCUCCUUCGAACAUGUUGACAAGGACAAACUCAAGUUCCUCUCAAAUUUGCUUGGGAUGGCUUUGGUGGCUUUAACCAAAGACGUGGUGAAUCUAUUUCUAUGUCACCAAAAAGCACGUCAAUUGUAUGAAUUGACGGUGGUCACUCAGCGUGAGAGUAAACUAGAGCAGCAGUCCAGCAGAACAGAUUCGAUGGCAAGGUUCCCUGGAGCAUACGAAAAUUGA
Molecule: messenger RNA, 1746 nt
Organism: Metschnikowia bicuspidata var. bicuspidata NRRL YB-4993
Lineage: Eukaryota; Fungi; Ascomycota; Pichiomycetes; Serinales; Metschnikowiaceae
Exons: 1
Coding region: 1-1746 (581 amino acids)
Source: RefSeq, a predicted model, not a curated record